Anopheles coluzzii is the source of this 2179-nucleotide messenger RNA. Its product is annotated as estradiol 17-beta-dehydrogenase 11. NCBI's taxonomy places the organism in Eukaryota, Metazoa, Arthropoda, Insecta, Diptera, Culicidae. The transcript is spliced from 9 exons. Gene Ontology annotation, cellular component: lipid droplet. Gene Ontology annotation, molecular function: oxidoreductase activity, acting on the CH-OH group of donors, NAD or NADP as acceptor. The record is from RefSeq and is a predicted model, not a curated record. Bases 611 to 1705 code for a protein of 364 amino acids.
UAUAAUCCAAGCCUGGUGUAUCGUUGUGCCCCAGACACGGAACAGUUCGCUCGACUGUGGCUCAGGGCAGGAGUAUCACGAAAGGCUUGCACCUCAAGUACGCUAGGCACGGCAGCGGUAACAGUUAUUACAAACUUCAAUUACCGCCGUCGUCCUCGGGGCCAGAUGCUUGCCAGUCAGAUGGGGCACGAUAGAUGCUUGCCAACCGUGGUGUAGAGUGGUGGUGUACGUUUGAUCGUCCGUUGAUCGCGACCCUAGCGAGCGCGCGUAUUGGCAAGGCGAAUGUGAUAGUCCACACUCAUCUUCAUCUACAGCUCACCGAUGCGAAUGUGAUUUCAGUUAUGCCUGUGUUGAAGUAGUAGUCGUUUAGGCCCUGCAGUACUCGCCGAAAAGAUUACACACGUGAGAAAACAGAAGGAAGUAAAAGUGAUUGAGUGAAAUUGUUGGUGUACCAGUGUAGUGUGAAACGAGUUUCCCCUCUUGGGCUGCGUUAUAAGGAACGCAUACAAACGUUCCUUCCGUUUGUCUGGAGGAAGUUGAAAGUGAAAAAUUGUGGCUUGCAGACCAGCAAGCAUUUGAAGAACUUGCCACGCAUACGGUAAAAUACAAAAUGUUAGCAUCCAAAGGAAAACCUUUCUCGUUCGACCAAACCGAGCUUAAUCCAUCUCGGAAUAAGCCGUCUAUUCGACGAACAAUAAUGGAUGUGAUAGUGUUUCUGCUAACAUCGCUAGGAUAUAUAUUACAGGCAUUUUACUAUCAAAUAUUUGGCGUGCCAAAGAAAGACUUGAAUGGAGAGAUAGCAUUAGUAACCGGCGGCGGAGGUGGCCUUGGAAGGUUGCUAGCCCUUCGACUCAUUAAGCUUGGCGCCAAAGUUGUGCUGUGGGACAUAAAUCAAGAAGGGCUGGAUGACUCCGUAAAGCUGAUCCAAUCUCUAGGAGGCCUCUGCAAAGGUUACAAAGUGGACAUCUCGAACAAGGAAGAGGUGUAUAAAUAUGCGAAAAUUAUACAGGAAGAGAUUGGCGAUGUAACUUUAUUAUUUAACAAUGCCGGAGUCGUUUCUGGACGUGCCCUUUUAGAUACACCUGAUCAUUUGAUAGAGCGAUCCUUUAGCGUCAAUGUACUGGCACAUUUCUGGACGACAAAAGCAUUCCUACCAGCAAUGCUGAAAAACGAUCAUGGACAUAUCAUAACGAUUGCCUCUCUUGCCGGCCAUGUUGGUAUAUCAAAGUUGGUAGAUUACUGUUCCAGUAAAUUUGCAGCGGUUGGUUUUGAUGAAGCGUUACGAUUGGAACUUGAGCAUCUCCGAGCGCAGGGUGUGUUUACGACAGUCAUUUGCCCGUACUUCAUACAGUCUACUGGAAUGUUUGACGACGUUAACUCAAGGUGGGUCCCUACACUAGAUUCAAAUGAUGUGGCCGAUAAAAUCAUCGAAGGUGUCCAGAAAAAUGAGAAAUAUGUUAUUAUACCUGGUUAUUUACGCUUGAUGUUGGCCAUCAAAUGGAUGUUUCCUUGGGGAUGUAAUUCUGGAUUCUUGCGACGGUUGGUGCCGGAUGCUGCUCCGCAACAUACUAUAACGCCGUUAAAUAAUUCAGAAUGCGAUAAUACAAAAGAUAUUUCUAAUUCAUUUGCCAGAGAUAACAAUAACACCACUAAAUCGACGCCUCUUUUGGUCCACCGACAAUGCACUGGUGAACGUGUGCUAUAAUCAUGUAAAAAUAACGCGAAUGCUUUACGAUAAAAUAUAGCCAGAUUAAAAGAAAACUGUGUACUUUAACGCUCAAAUCUAGAGCGAGAUGUAUGUAUGUGUUAGCCAUUAUAGAAUUGAUUCAAUUAAUUAGUUAACGAUACCAGGCCCUUCUGGACAACGUCGGUAGUGAAGAAGAGAAAAAGGAUGUAAAACAUUGGUUUAAUUAGGAAAACAAAUAUGGUAAUACUACUGAUUAAUUGGUGAAAAGUAUACGCCGGAUAAAGAUGCAAUAUUUGUAUAAUUACAAAUGGGCAAAAGGAAUUUCAGUUAAGUACGGGUAUGCAUCGUUCUUGCCCUGUUGUUAAUGUUAGAACUGUUUUAGCAGCGUCUAGCUUAGCCGGUCUUGUUCGAUUUAGUAAUACAGUUUACAGAAUGGUUGCCUCGUACAUUCAGUUCAGCUAUUGCAAUAAACAUGGGUGAAUUAAAACAUGA